This is a messenger RNA of Macadamia integrifolia, 1832 nucleotides long. RefSeq names its product protein SAWADEE HOMEODOMAIN HOMOLOG 2. Gene Ontology annotation, molecular function: DNA binding; chromatin binding. The coding region runs from base 577 to 1677 and encodes 366 amino acids. The record is from RefSeq and is a predicted model, not a curated record. The transcript is spliced from 10 exons. NCBI's taxonomy places the organism in Eukaryota, Viridiplantae, Streptophyta, Magnoliopsida, Proteales, Proteaceae.
AUCCUUUUCCCUUUGAUAAAAGCCCCAGCGUUUUCCUUUUUAAAAUAGUAGUUCAAAGAAGAAAGUAAAUGAGCACGUCAGUGUGCAUGCGGGCUCCACUUGUUUCCUCCCCUCUGGAGGACCCGAAGGCCGAAGCAUCAUGAUUUCCCUCGUUUCUGCCAAUGCUCGAUACCGCCGAUGUUCGUAUCACCACACUAUCGGACACUACUCCGCCACUCCGCAACACCCAAUAACGUAAAAAAGAGUAAAGAGGGACUCUCUCUCUCUCUCUCAGGGAUUGGGCUUUGAACAUUUUGUGUUGUUUCACAUGUAGAUGUAUUUGGGAACUAAUUUGUGCCCUUAGUUAUAGAAGGAUUCGGAGACAUAUUUCCAUUCUAAGAUUUAUUUUUGUAUUCCGAAGGAAACUCUUCGAUAUAAGACAUAAUGGGGAGACCUCCACACAGCGGAGGCACAGCUUUUCGCUUUACUGCGAAUGAGUGAUAAUCAUGUGUGAUGUAUUCGGUUUACUGGUCUGUGUGAUUAGAGGGUUUGAUCGUGUUCUUGAAGUCUAAGUUUGAGAUUUUUGAGGUGGUGGAGAUGGAAGCUUGUCUGCAAGAAAUCAAUAAUGCAAUACCAGGUCGUGAAGUACUUUGUUCUCUUGCUGAGAAGUUCAGUGCGUCUGCUGAGAGAACUGGGAAGAUUGUUGUGCAACCAAAGCAGGUUUGGAAUUGGUUCCAAAACCGAAGGUAUGCACAAAGAGCAAAAUUGAUUAAGUCUCCUGGGAAGCUGAGUAUUUCACCUAUGCCUCGAGAUGAUUCGGGUCAACUGAGAAAUGUUACUCAAUCUUUACCUGUCCCAUCAGCAAGGAGUGCUUUCGAUAAUAGUUCUCAGAUGGAAUUUGAAGCCAAAUCAGCAAGGGAUGGAGCAUGGUAUGAUGUUGCAAACUUUAUUUCUCAUAGAAUGUUUGAGACAGGCGAUCCGGAAGUUCGGGUUCGGUUUGCGGGAUUUGGAGCAGAAGAGGAUGAAUGGGUCAAUGUGCGCAGGCAUGUGAGACAGCGAUCUCUUCCAUGUGAAGCAUCAGAAUGCGUUGCAGUACUUGCUGGAGAUCUCAUACUGUGUUUUCAGGAAGGUAAAGAGCAGGCUCUUUACUUUGAUGCCCAUGUUCUUGACGCACAACGACGGAGGCAUGAUGUUAGAGGAUGUCGUUGUCGGUUCCUAGUUCGUUAUGACCAUGAUCAGUCUGAGGAAAUUGUUCCCCUUAGGAAGGUGUGCCGUCGGCCUGAAACUGAUUACCGGCUGCAACAACUGCAUGCUUUGAAGGAGCUUUCCUCGGCAGAACAGAGAAAUACGGGCAAAGAUUCUUCCCUAGUCAGUACAUCAAGGGAUGUUAAUUCGGCGUCUCAAAGGGCGAAAAAGCAGCGAAAAGUUGAUGAGAAUACAGAUGAGGUUAUUACAGUGAGUCCCUCACCUAUGGUUAAUGCGGAUGAGGUUGUGGCAGUGAGUCCCGCACCUAUGAUCAAGGAACCUGUUACCAUAACUGUGAGUGCAGAAACUACAUCAACCGAAACGGGGAAGACUGAAAUUGCUAGUGACAAUAAUACAGUGACUCCUGAUGCACCAAAGGCUGAUGCUGCAGUCUCCAGCACCAGCACCGGCAAUGGAUCUGGCCCUGUUGAGAAUAUGCAAGAAGGAAGAUGACAUGUAUUUUUUUUUUACGUUUUAGAUGUAACAUGAUAGAUGAAUUGGAUCUUCAUAUAUGCUCAACUCCUUCUAUAUUGUCUUGUUUUUCUUUUUAUCUUCGGAUAUGUAUUAUUUCAUGUUUGUACUUGAUGGAAAGUGGUAUGUGUCUUAAA